AUGGUUCUCCACAGGGUGAUCCAGGCUGUUCGUGAGGGAGACAUUGAGGCUCUGAGGGUCCUGCACCAGUCAGGCUACCUCAGCUCGGCCAUCACUGACCCCCAGGAGGCUACACCGGUUCACCACGCCGCUCGCUGUGGCCGGCUUGACUGUCUCCGCUUCUUGGUGAUAGAAGCUGGCCUUCGGGGCCACAGCCGCGCCAGGAACGGGGCCACAGCCGCCCAUGAUGCUGCAGCAACUGGACACACACAGGAGCUACAGUGGCUUCUGGGACACGGAGAGUGCAGGAUCGAGGACCAGGAUGGGGAAGGAGCUACAGCUCUGCACUUGGCGGCGAGGUUCGGCCAUGCUGAGGCAGUGCGGUGGCUGCUGUCCGCAGGGAGCAGCACUGAGACAGAAACAGACUGCGGAGCACUUCCUGUCCACUAUGCAGCUGCCAGUGGACAUCUCACCUGUCUCAAACUGCUCACGUCCCACUCCCCAAGGUGUGUGGACCGUCAAAUGGCUACUGGGGCCACGCCUCUCUACCUGGCCUGUCAGGAAGGUCACCUGCAUGUGGUGGAGUACCUGGUGAAGGACUGUGGUGCGGAUGUACAUCUGAGGACCCAGGAUGGUAUGAGCCCCCUGCAUGCUGCUGCACACAUGGGCCACUAUGGCCUGGUGGUCUGGCUGGGUUCUUUCACAGAUGUGGACGUGUCAUGUCAGGAUCAGAAUGGAGCCACCGCUCUGCAUUUCGCCGCCAGUGAGGGUCACCAACGUAUCCUGGAGCGCCUGCUGCUGCUGGGGGCCAGAGUGUUGCGGGACAGCUGGGGCGGGACGCCUCUGCACGAUGCCGCGGAGAACGGAGAACUGGAGUGCUGCAGAGUCCUGCUGGCCCACCAUGUCAGUCCACUGGAGAAGGAUGGGGAUGGCUUCAGUGCAGUGGACCUGGCGGAGUAUAAUGGCCAUGGAGACUGCGCCACACUCCUCCGAUCAGCUCAGCUUCCGGAGUUAGUGGACGGUCACCUCUCCUCAGAGGUUAUUCUCAUAGAAGAGGAAAGGACCCCGUUCCUAGACAUCACACACCGGUCCAGUGACCAAAGCCCCAGACCUGGGAUGGAGGGCAGCAAGCCGGUGAAGGAGGUGCCUCCGCAGCCUCGUCUCUCUCCAGCAUGCCCUGACUCCUCCACUCCUACACUCAUUUCCUCUCUGGCCUCCGCCAGAACUGGAGCCAACUCCAUUCAACACGUGCAGGUGGCCUCUGCAGUUGUGUCUUCAUUCAACACAGCAAAGCUUGCUGAGGAGAAGGAAGCGUUGAUGUAUCAGAUGAGGUCCAUGAGGUCUUGGAGACAUGCUGGAAUGACAGCCGUCUUCACUGGAAACACAAAAGGAGAAAACGGACUGAUGGUCAUCCCGAUGGAAGAGGCCAGUCUUGCUGACAUUGACUCUCUGGUUCCUACUCACGAUGAGCAUGGGAAGCCUAUUGCUGAGUGGAAGAGGCAGGUGAUGGUGCGCAAGCUUCAGGCACGACUACAGGACGAUGAAGACCAAAAGCAAAAGGAUAACAGUGACAAAUGUAUGGAUGGCUGGAGAUACUCAAAGGUCCAUGACGCUAUUUUGGGCCCGUUUGGCGAGUUGCUAACAGAGGAUGACUUGGUGUACCUGGAAGGUCAGAUUGAGACUGUAUCACUUCAGAAGAAGUGCCAGGCCUAUGAACUGGAGUUAGCCCGUCUAGUUGAGGAGCUGAGGGCCAUCCUCCCAGCUCCAAUUGUCAAUAUCACCGUCAACACUCACCAGCAGCCAGAUGUAACGGACUCUCUGGCCCUUCCAGUGUGGUGCAGCCGUAUUUCAGGCAUUGUGAAGAGCAUGAGUCUGCUUCUGAAUAACCUCACAGUGAGAACUGCAGGAGCAGAGGAUGGCAUCUGUAAAAUCCCCAACAAAGAACUGGAUUCAGUCUUCUCCGUGCAGCCGGAGAGACAAAGCUCCAUCAGGGGCAGGAGAGAAAAGGUGGAAAUGGAAAUUCAGAUGUCAGGUGUUUCCGUGAGAAACCUAAGGUCCAACUUUGAAGGUCAGAUGGGGAACAUCUACCCAUUCUCAGGGAUGUUGAACAAUACAUCCAAGCCCAAAACGAAAGAGCAGACAAGCAAUUCUGUGGCUGUCCGAGACAUCAGUGUCAUCAGUGACUGCAACAUGAAGGUCCAACACACAAAUGGCAAGGAACCAGCUAAAGUCAUGGAGACCACCAGCUUGCGCAAAGAGCGGAUCGUUGUCCUAUUCUUGAGCCACUGGAAGAAGUCAGCCUACGCAAUUUCGAUGCGAACCAAAAUGAGGCAGGAAAUUGACACACAAAAAUCAGCAGAGACCUGCCUGAAGAAUCACACGGUGACAAACCCAGUUUCUCAGCCAAAAAACGGCUCAUUAUAUCACCUUUACAGACAGAGGAUGGCCAUAGACAAGAUGAUCCGCAACUGGAGGGCCAUUACCUUGGGCGUCCCCUUGCGCCAAAUCCGGAGCCUCCAGAGGAAACGGGUCACCUACUCACCAGAGCACUUCCUGCCACGAGUGGACGGCGCACCUGUGCCUUAUGACAGCUUGACGCUUGACCUCUUCAUGCUGGGAUACUUCCACAUCCUGGAGCAGGACCUGCCUGCUGAAGAACGGAAAAUGAGACACCUGCUGUGCUUCGAGGUUUUCGACCAUGUUGGAGCCUUCCCCUGGGAAACGGUCAGAGAUUUCCACCAAGCUGUGCUGAAAGACAUUGAAGCCGGCAAACGGGACUGGAAAGAUGGAUUUGAAGACAUCAAGGCACAGUUCUUUGGGACAAAAAGGAACGCUGCAUCCCCAAAGUCUCAGAAGGAGCCUGAGGUCAAGGCCAUUGAGCGUGCAGCUCAGAACGAUAUGGUCCACCGGGCGGGUGGGAAUAUGGACUUCUCAUGUUUCAACAAUGAUGAAAUUUGUAAGUACAUUGAUCGCAGUUUUGCCUUCUGGAAAGAAAAAGAAGCCGAGUUGUUUGACUUUGAACGUUAG
Pygocentrus nattereri (red-bellied piranha) is the source of this 3006-nucleotide messenger RNA. It is a transcript of the gene espnlb, whose product is annotated as espin like b. The record is from RefSeq and is a predicted model, not a curated record. Gene Ontology annotation, biological process: actin filament bundle assembly. Bases 1 to 3006 code for a protein of 1001 amino acids. Lineage: Eukaryota; Metazoa; Chordata; Actinopteri; Characiformes; Serrasalmidae. Gene Ontology annotation, cellular component: cytoplasm. The transcript is spliced from 10 exons. Gene Ontology annotation, molecular function: actin filament binding.